Molecule: messenger RNA, 1790 nt
Organism: Pseudomyrmex gracilis
Lineage: Eukaryota; Metazoa; Arthropoda; Insecta; Hymenoptera; Formicidae
Gene: heix
Product: ubiA prenyltransferase domain-containing protein 1 homolog
Exons: 2
Coding region: 297-1331 (344 amino acids)
Biological process (GO): menaquinone biosynthetic process; vitamin K biosynthetic process
Cellular component (GO): endoplasmic reticulum; Golgi membrane
Molecular function (GO): prenyltransferase activity
Source: RefSeq, a predicted model, not a curated record
CGCAAAUAGCAGCGAAUGGAUGAAUCCGGUCGAACGAAGAGGAACGAAGUUGACGCGGAAUGCGAUUGAUCCGAAAUGAAUUGAAGCGAAAAGUGAAAUUUUCACGAUCUCAAGAACAAUUUGGACGAGUAAUGUUUCUCAAGAGACAAAUAUUUUUUUCCAAAAUGAUGAAACACGCGCGCACGGGAAGCAAAGAACUUCUCGAUCACACGCUAGUUACGAAGCGCGUCUUAACCUAAUCUCACCUAACCUAUCUUACUACGCUGCAGUUCUCCAAAAGAAUCUCAGGUUUGCGUAUGCAAAAAAAAAAAAACAUGAUGUCUAACGGCAUUCAAAAUUCAACCGAAGAAGUUGAAGAUAGCUCUGUGGCGAAUAAUGUGAAUAACAUACAUCACUCGACCUCAGCAUCAUCAUCAUCAUCAUCAUCAGCUUCGUAUAUGAAGCUAUCUUCUUACAUCCUAGCUGUUCGGCCGUGGUCUUUAAAUGCUUCGUUGAUGCCAACGUUACUUGGAUCGGUUCUGGCAUAUAAAUCAGGCCUAACAAGCUUCAGUUGGAUGUCACUAGUUCUCACUGUAUUUAUAGUACUCUGUGUACACGGUGCUGGCAAUGUGGUGAACACUUACUUUGACUAUAAAAAGGGUGUUGACAGUCGGAAGAGUGACGACAGAAUACUGGUUGAUCAUUUGUUAUCCAAGGACGAAUUGGUCUCCUUGGGAGCUUUUUUAUAUAUGGUAGGCACCGCUGGAUUCGUUCUACUGGCGUGGCUGUCUCCCGCGAAAAUGGAACAUCUAGCUUUUUUAUAUUUCGGAGGUUUGUCCUCUUCUUUUCUAUACACGGGCGGUAUAGGAUUGAAAUAUAUCGCUCUAGGCGACGUACUUAUCUUAGUUAUAUUCGGUCCGAUCUCAGUUCUGUUCGCGUUCAUGGCGCAAACCGGAUACAUUGAGUUGGGAACGAUUUAUUACGCAAUACCUCUAGCGCUAAACACCGAAGCUAUUUUACAUAGCAACAACACAAGGGAUAUGGAAAGCGACAAGAAAGCGGGAAUCGUGACGCUUGCAAUUUUGAUGGGCCACACCGUGUCUCAUGUUUUGUAUGCUUUUUUACUAUUUACACCUUAUAUUAUCCUCGUUGUACUGGCAUUUAGGUAUUGCAUAUGGUUUUUACUGCCGGUUAUUACAUUGCCAACUGCCUUCAAGAUAGAAAAAGAAUUUCGAAAUCCCAAUAGAAUUCAAAAUGUGCCUCAGCGAACAGCCAGAUUAAAUACGUGUUUAGGUAUGUUGUACGUUGCCGCUUGCCUGUUCGCGUACAAAGGCUCGCUCCCUUAUCUCUAAAUUUAAUUUAUUUAUAUAAAGAAAUUUUUUUAUAUUAAUUCUGACUUACUCCUCGGUCAGUCGUUACGAGAUGUUUUUUCUAAUCCCAUCUAGCAAUUGAAGAUACAAAAUUUAUGUUUUGAGAAACUUGACAAAGUGAAUAAAUUUAACAACGUUUUUUUGCAACGUUUGUUUUAUUCUUAAGAUCUAAGGUUUAAAGACCCGGCGCCGCAAUAUUACGGCAACACAAGUUGAGAAACUAAAUUGUGUAUCAUUGUCGUCGAAUCAAGAAAAAAAGCGUAAACAUGUUGUUUUGUUAUUUAUCUUUUGUUCGAUCUAAACGCAGGUACAGUCGAGACCGAUCACUUAGCAUAUGGAUCAUGUAUGCGUUUUGUUAUAGAAAGUGUUAAAAGAAUGUGUUAAAAGAAAAAGUUUCUCUCUCGUGUAUAAAAAUUGAUUUGAUCAAUUUUAAAGUUUUAG